Molecule: messenger RNA, 1799 nt
Organism: Diatraea saccharalis (sugarcane borer)
Lineage: Eukaryota; Metazoa; Arthropoda; Insecta; Lepidoptera; Crambidae
Source: the annotation of a GenBank genome assembly
UGGAAUUAAGAUAUGAUAAUAUGCGUGAUUUUAUUGACCAGUGCCGAUAAGGUUGUAUACCGGUUUUAUGGUAUCGUCAUCUUUGACUUUCAUCCGAUUUAAAACAGAUAUAAAUCAUUGUAUAUAUAGUACCUACACAACAUUCAAAUCAUUUUCCAAUUCUAUUGUCUAUGCUGAUUCGACUCGAAAACGUGAAUCAAAUCUCAGAGACCGCAGUAUCUAAAAAUGAGCAAUUGUAUAAACAUCUGUAUUUCUUUUACAGCCGCAAACGACCUUUACAUGAAUGCCUAAUACUAGAGUUACGUGAAGCAGGAUACACAGAGUCUGCGAAUUACCUACAAGAUCUCAUAUAUGACAACGUUCAGUUGGUGGCUGAGGACGACAUUGGAAUAGUUGUUGACUUAAGGAAUAGGCCUGAUUACUUGGAGCACAUUAGUCUCGGUCUUAGGAAGGCUGAGACGGAGAAAGAUAAAGGCGAUAAGAAGAAGGAAUGUUUGAAUCUUUUAGAGUUAGCCAUGUAUUAUGCUGAACAGGAGAAAGGUAUAUUGUGGCUAGCAGAAAAGUUUUACAUGGCUACUAUUGCUGUUAGUAGUCAAUAUUUAGUAGAUGGUGGCAGACAAAAGGCGUGCUGCAAAUAUCAUUAUGCCAAGUUCCUGUUGGAUAAAUAAAAUAUAAUUUACGUUGAGCCCCCUAUUGAGCAUGCCGAUCAGGUCACUGAUGAAGACAGUGACAAGUCCGACGAGGAGCAUGGUGCGAACCUAAAUCACUUAGGACGAAGACUGCUGCAAACUAACUGCGAACUGCAACGUUUUCGAGGAGUAAAACAAUAUACAGAUACCAGUUGGGCAUUAUACGAAGUUGAUAGUAAAGACGCUGAGACAACACCUUCAGAUACCGUAUUUGCAGUAACUGCUAAGCAGUUGCAUAGAGUGUUAUUAAGCAAAGCUAGGGCUAUCAGAAAAGAAGACCCUGGAAAAGCCGAAAGGCUGUCCAGAUUGGCCGAAAGACGAGCAAAAGAUGCCGAUGAUAUUGAUAAGAUUGCGGAAGCAAUCAUAGAAAUCGGAAUCUGUCAGUUGGCGAUGAACAACUUGAAUAAUGCCCAAAAGACAUUCGAAAGAGCAUUUAAGAUCCAUUCGGAGAGUAAGAAUAUAGAAGGACUGUGCGAAACUAGAAUGCACCUCGCUGCUGUUAUGCAAAAGUUAGGUGACCAUGAGAUGGCUGCCAAGUUGCUAACAGAGAUGGGAGCACUCGCAAUGGAAUAUAAGCUUCGGAGGCAGCUGGGCCGUGCUCUUCACCUUCUUGGAGAGCUUCACCUUAGGAGAGAACGGCCUGAUCUUGGCACUCAGCACUUAGCGGAGGCAUUUUCUUGCUUCAUGGGUACAGCAGGAUAUCAAGAUAAUAGUGGUAUUAGUAUUACUCCAACAAAACAGGACGAGAAAGGAGUAUUUAUCUUUUCAAAAAAAACUACAAAUGAAAUAUAUGAAGAAGAAGCUGAGCAGUCACGGCUUAUGAUGUCGAUAUCUGCUGGUCAAGAACUAAUGGCUUCCUAUUUUGAUUUGCUAAGAGAAGCAGGGACAUGUGCAGUGGCCCAAACUAAAAUCAUAGAAUGGAAGCUGUCUCGUGCAGGCUGAUUAAAAUUUGCAAUAGCUGAAUGUACCGCUGAAGAUAUGGACAUUAUAUCAACGUCUGCUGUGCUGGAACGCACUAACACUCAUGAAGAUAUGAAGAGAAUGUAUAGUAGUCAACGCAAGAGCCGGAACAAAGUCGAAAAUAGGAGCGCGAUUAUUGAUCAAUCGUAG